AGUGCUUAUGAUUUCACGUAUUUUUGCUGAACUUGUAAAAGAGGCACUUGGAUGAUGGAUUAACAAGAACAUUGAAAUUCUGUGCAGUUUCAAAUUGGAGCAUAUUGAAUUUUCACCCUAGUUCAGCAGCUCUGCUGCUCACUUAAAUACAGAUGAAUGAAGACCCCAUUCGGGAAGACACCUGGCCAGCGGUCCAGAGCUGAUGCAGGCCAUGCUGGUGUAUCUGCAAGCAUGAUGAAGAAGAGAACGUCCCACAAAAAACACCGGAGCAGCGUGGGGCCGAGCAAGCCUGUGUCCCAGCCCCGGCGGAACAUCGUUGGCUGCAGGAUUCAGCAUGGGUGGAAGGAAGGGAGUGGCCCUGUCACCCAGUGGAAAGGAACCGUACUGGACCAGGUGCCUGUGAACCCUUCUUUGUAUCUUAUAAAAUACGAUGGAUUUGACUGUGUUUAUGGACUAGAACUUAAUAAAGACGAAAGAGUUUCUGCACUUGAAGUCCUCCCUGAUAGAGUUGCAACAUCUCGAAUCAGCGAUGCGCACCUCGCCGACACAAUGAUUGGCAAAGCGGUAGAGCACAUGUUUGAGACGGAGGAUGGCUCGAAAGACGAGUGGAGGGGGAUGGUCUUAGCACGCGCCCCUAUAAUGAACACGUGGUUUUAUAUCACCUAUGAGAAAGACCCCGUCUUGUACAUGUAUCAGCUCUUAGAUGAUUAUAAAGAAGGCGACCUUCGCAUUAUGCCUGAUUCUAAUGAUUCACCUCCAGCAGAACGGGAACCAGGAGAAGUUGUGGACAGCCUGGUAGGCAAACAAGUGGAAUAUGCCAAAGAAGAUGGCUCUAAAAGGACUGGCAUGGUCAUCCAUCAAGUAGAAGCUAAACCGUCUGUCUAUUUCAUCAAGUUUGAUGAUGAUUUCCAUAUUUAUGUCUACGAUUUGGUGAAAACAUCCUAGAUGUCAUCAUGAACUUUGCCAAAUUUGUGGAACUAUUAAAUGUAUAAUUUGUAGACAUAAAGACUUGAUUGCUUUCCAGUUUAAUGAAAGCUUAAAUGUCCCUGCGAACCCACAAUCUCUGCCAGCAGAACUGGUUUUGUUCUGAAUAGUACAGAUUUAUGUGAACACAAAGCAUUUUUGUGUAAGGAACUCCUUCCUCUUAAAAGAAGUCUGUCUGGAGGGGAGUUACAGGCAAGUUUGGUAAAAGUUAAGCAAGUAUCAUAGUCUAUUAAAACUGUAAUAGAUCUUGUCCAUUUUCCCCUUCACUCUUAACACUCUUAUUCUGCUGCCACAAUGCAAGCAUAGUUUGGUAUUUUUGUUACUGCCUUUUUGAGAUAUAUAUGUAUUGAUAUCUACCUAUCUAUAUCUGUGUGUAUACAUAUAUAAUAUAUAUAUACACACGCGCGCGCGCACACACACACACACACACACACACACACUUCAUUGGCAGUCCUUUCUUUGUGGAUUGGGAUGGGGGUUAAAUAAUUUUCUCCAGUUUAACAGGAGUGCUUGUCCCAAAUCAGUCAUAUUUAAUAUAUUACUAUGUUUAUUUGAAAUUAAAUUGGGGUGCAGGAAGCACAUAGGGAUGUUCAGCUUGUUUAGAAAGUCGAAAGCUCAGAGCACCUUUUGCCUGGAGGCUUUUAACUGUAAGUCCAAAUAUGAAUCACUUCUCAGCAGUUAAUGACCCUUAAUAGACUUUUUUAAAACAGAAAUCUGUAAAAGGCUGCCUUUAAGUCUAAGCUUUGUAAAAUUUUUUGUUUACAUUUUUUAUCAUAAGUACUGGUUUUCCGUUGUUGUUUUGUUUUGUUUUUUUCUGCAAAGCCCAGGUACUUGGUCCACACAGUGUAAUGCUGGUGUAUUUUGGACGGCACAUUUGGUCUGUUAUUUGUACAAAUCAGUAAUCUGGGUUUUAGUACUUGGAUUUAAAAGGCAACUGUAUAUCAGUCAUUUGUGUGUAUGUGGUAAGUUCCUGGAAGAACAUAGUGCUUUUAUAUUAGAAAUGUUAGGCUUAAGAAUGGCGGUAUUGCCCUCUAACAAGUUCUCUGGGACACUUUUAUUUUUAUUACUGUUGUUACUGAUAACAUGAUUAUGGUCCAAAGGCUUCUCCCCCCGGCUUUUCCCCCACAAAGAAUGUCUAGACAAAUACCAGCUGAGGUCUCCUAACACCUUUGGAGGUGCUAUGGUUCUUGCUCCCAGUGUGCUGCUGAUGUGGCUUCGUUUCAUGUGGUUGGAGCCCGCCACCCCAGGGCAGUCGCCUGCGCUAGCUUGCAGAUGGGACUGAUAGCCGCCCUUAGCCACAGAAUCCUCUUGUGGCUUGUUCCUACAAGGUGGUCUUAACCAAAAAAGUGGUUGGUUUAGCAACAAAACGCCCAUCUGUCACUUUGUUUUGGAUAAGCCCUGGCGGUUUGAAAGCUGGAAGAAAGGCUGUAUGUGAAACCAGUCUAUUGUGGACACUGGAUAUCUAACCUGAGGUUUAGGCUAAACGCUCGUGCUGUCAGUCAAACACCAGAGGUCCCCGCGACCUCCGCCGUGGCCGUCCUUGAGCACACAGAUUCUGUAGUUUCAAGGUCUCGCUACGCGUGGUCUGCAUGACGCCCAUUUUCACUUCCAGGAAGGUGUGCCUUGUGCCCUUGGAUGGUAACCCCACCUACCGUGUACAUACAUGCCCUGUUCUCUGCAGUGUGCCCAGUGGGCAGCCCAGGGCGAGCUUCUCCAUGCAGUGAGUGCCCAGGUCUUAGACGCUCCUCCUGUGCUUGAACAAGUGUCAUGCUGUACAUCUGUCAUCUGUGUUCCUGGUGGCUCGUGUAAGAGUCCCUGCAUGUGAAUCUCAUGGCCAAGUCCAGCUCCCCAAGCCCAAGUGGACACGUGGCCCACAGAGUGAGUGUGUUUAGCGUGCGCACUGGGCAAACCCAGCACAGGGACUUUGGGCUGAAAAACAAAGUCCUUUGGAAGCAUCCUGAGGGUUGGGUCAGUUGGAACAUUUCUGGCAUUACUUACUGACUUGCAUUGUGGUUUUUCUGCAAGUACCUUUAGCAACUUCAAUAUCACAUGAUCUGCCACUCUAGAUGAAUGUGACAAGUGAUUAUUAUCAUUAAUUAUUGUUCCAUUUGUUGCCUUUAAGGCUGAAGGAAGGGGAAGGGGUUUUUUUGUUUUUCCAUUUUUUUUUUUCCAUUCAUUUUUCUUUUGGUGGCUUAAACCACACUUACUGAUGCUGUGACUAUUCUGCUCCCUAGCCAAGUAUUUCAGGCUUCGUUUUAGGCUCAUGUUUCAGAUCUGCAUGCAUUGCUUGCGUUUUCCUCGUAUCUGAAUGUUGGUUCCUUGUUUUAGGAAUCCAACAUUAAUUUCCAAAAUUAUCAUGGGACUUGUGACAACACAAGACAUGAAUCUCUGUAUAAAAUGUAUUGGCCUUCCUCAUUGACCUGCUAUAGUAUUAUUGUGUCGUGUGUGCGUGUGUGUGAUGUCUGGCUGCCACGUAAAGCUUCAAAGGAAAACCUUAAAAGCAGACCAUCCUUUUUUGCAUGCUCUAUUCUAAGUAGAAUGUUCAAUGUAACUAACGAAAAGUGCAUGUUAAAGAUAUUUAGGUUUUUGUUUUCUAUCUUUGUUUUUAUUUGUUUUCAGUUUUCUGUAUAUUUGCUUACUGUGCUGUUUAGUGGAUGUAGGAUAAAAUGCACUGGUGAAGCAAGUGUAGCACCAACAGAAGGUGAUUUUCCAGUUGUGUGUGUCAUGCAGCAUUUGAAGGGACUGUGCAUCUUAAAACAAUCACAGUUGCUUCUAAACCGGAUUUCAUUUCUAUUAUUAUUUUACGUGCCAAACCCCAAAGUGCAUUGGGCUUGAAUCUCUGAACGCUGUGGACCCAUUAGAAGACUGUUGUUCUGAUUGUCACAAAUUGUAGUGCCUGAAAACAUUCUUAAGCUGAUGUCUUAAAAAAAAAAAAAACAAACAAAAAAAAACUC
Messenger RNA from Rhinolophus ferrumequinum (greater horseshoe bat), 3938 nucleotides. RefSeq names its product spindlin 1 (gene SPIN1). The record is from RefSeq and is a predicted model, not a curated record. Gene Ontology annotation, cellular component: cytosol; nucleoplasm. Gene Ontology annotation, biological process: gamete generation; regulation of DNA-templated transcription. Lineage: Eukaryota; Metazoa; Chordata; Mammalia; Chiroptera; Rhinolophidae. Bases 157 to 945 code for a protein of 262 amino acids. The transcript has 5 exons.